This is a messenger RNA of Sesamum indicum (sesame), 1574 nucleotides long. RefSeq names its product stemmadenine O-acetyltransferase. The record is from RefSeq and is a predicted model, not a curated record. NCBI's taxonomy places the organism in Eukaryota, Viridiplantae, Streptophyta, Magnoliopsida, Lamiales, Pedaliaceae.
CUAUAAAUAAUUGUAUAUAGUACCCUUUUACUUGCAUAAUCCAUACAUUAAAAGCAAGUGCACAAAACUUCACCUCCACACAUGGACUCAGCAGGUGGUGUGCAUGUCAUCUCCAAAGAGUUGAUCAAGCCAUUGACUCCGACUCCCGACCACCUUAAAACCGUCAAACUCUCAGUGCUCGAUCAACUAACUCCGCCGGUUUACGUUCCUCUCAUCUUCUUCUACGAAGCAGAUGAGUUAAAGGGCUUGGCCAGCGGCACUGACAAGGCCCAAAUAUGUCACCACCUGAAACAAUCCCUCUCAAAAACUUUGACUUUGUUCUAUCCAUUAGCUGGAAAGAUCGAUCCCGAAAGUUUCACGGUUUGCUGUGAUGACACCGGAGUUGAGUUCGUCGAAGCUCGUGCUCGCGCCCGCCUCCGAGACGUCGUGCGCGAUGCCAAACUUGAGGAGUUUGACAAAUACCUUCCGGUGCAUCGUCUCCGGGGCGUACAUGUCGGAGAGGGCACCAUUUUCACGGUGCAGAUCAACUUCUUUGACUGUGGAGGGGUAGCCGUGGCGGCAUGCGUGUCGCACCUAGUAGCCGACGGGUCGUCUCUGGUGGAUUUCAUGAACGCAUGGGCAGCUACCUGUCGGGGGGAAAACUCCAAAACUGCUCCAGAAUUUGACGUGUUGGGACGCUAUUUUCUGGCACGAGACCUGUCUGACUCGAACUUCACGCCGUCCAUCCUCAUGGGGAACGCGAAGCUUGUGACGAAGAGGUUGGUGUUCGAUAAGGAAAAAUUGGCAGCCCUUAAACAGGCAGCAGCUACUGGUGACGUGAGGGAUCCCACUCGGGUAGAGGCUGUCUCGGCUUUUAUACUGAAGCAUUUCAUCGAAACCAACCCUCUGGACGCCAAGAAGAGCUUACUCUUCGGGCAUAUGGUGAACAUAAGGUCAAGAGCAAGCCCACCUCUUGAGAACACGUUCGGCAACGGAUGCUUCACUUGUGUAGCGGAAUUGAGCCAUCAGCACCGGUUACCUGCUCCGGAGCUGCAUGAGCUGGUGAGCAAACUGCGGAAAGCGAUAAGAACGAUCGACGAUGAGUACAUAAGAGAAACGGAAAGGGAAGAUCGUUAUUUGAGCGAUCUUGCUAGAGUGUGUGAUUUGAUUUCGGAGGGAGAUGCGGAUGCGUUUCUUUUCAGUAGUUGGUGUAGGUUUCCCAUGUACGAGGUGGACUUCGGGUGGGGGAAGCCUGUUUGGGCGUGCACCACUGCGUUGCGAGUGAACAAUCUUACGAUUCUGAUGAGUACAAGAGAUGGGAAAGGCAUUGAAGCAUGGAUCAACUUGCUUCCGGAUCAUUUCCAUUCACUUGAAAGCCAAUUCAAACUCAUCGGCAGCAAGAAUCUUUGUUAGGCGACGCCGAACUGCAGAUGUUUGCUGUAAUGUAGAUGCGAUGCCGUUGUCAAUUCGGCAGCAUUGAAUGCCAUUUAGGAAGAAUAAGUUGGUGUUUCACUAGCUAGUAGAUGCAAAAGAAAUAAUUUCAAAGGAGAAAGAAGCCAUUGACAAAUCAAGAAGAAUUUUCAUAAACUUGAAAA